AUGGCCGUCUUCAAGGGCUGGGGCCGUGAAAACUUUCUCCGGGUGCAGCUUUUAUGUCUAGCCCUGAUUGGGGUACAGAGACAUGAAACUGUGUCAAGCAAAGCGAUUUUCCACGUUUGUUUUAUCUCGAUGGUGAUUAUGGAUUUGGCGACGAUUUUCUUUGCCUUGGAGCAUGUCAACGAUAUUGCGCUCGUGUGCGACUGUUUGGGGCCAACGUUUACCGCCUACUUGGGGAUCGUGAAGCAAUACUGUCUCAGCGUUCAUCAAGUCGAGCUGUGGAAUGUCAUUGAGAUGCUAAGACGGCUCAAGCAAUAUGGUGAGGCUGAUGAAAUCGAAUUGAUUGAGCGAAACAAUAAAAUUGAUGGGUAUCUGGCGACGGCUUAUCUUACAUCAGCGUCAGCAACUGGAUCAUUGUUCAUCGUUGCGGCUUUAUUGAAAGGAUUUUACAAAAUGAUUUUCCAUCGUUGCAUUGAAUGGAAUUUUCCACUUGCUCUCAGCUUUCCAUUCGAUACGAGCCAUCCUGUUGUGUUUGGAAUUUUCUUCAUUUGGUCUAGUGCCGCAAUUUAUAUGGUAGUUUUGUGUUGUGUGUCCAGUGAUGCCAGUUUUGGAGGACUGGCUUCCAAUGUGGUGGUUCAUUUCAAGUUGCUCCAAAAACGUUUUGAGGAUACAAGUUUCACCGAUAACGAUGAUAAUUUGAAGAAAUUGAUAGAGUAUCAUGCAUUGCUCCUCUGUCUAUCGCGGAAGAUAAUGUCAAUCUACAGAGUUAUAAUAAUUAACAAUUUAUUAGUCGCUUCAGUAUUGUUGUGUGUACUCGGAUUCCAACUUGUAAUGUUCCUAGGAUCCUCAUUGAUGCUGAUUUACCUGAUGUAUGUGACGGCAAUUGUGAUUCAAAUUACUUUCUUUGCUUACUACGGAUCACUUCUAUCUCACGAGAGUGAAUCGGUAGGCAAUUCCAUCUACUGUAGCAACUGGUACGAGUCCUCACCCAAGACGAGGAAACUGUUGCUGCAUUGUUUAAUGAGAGCUCAAGUUCCAGUCAAUACGAAAGUUGGGUUCAUGGUAGCGUCACUACCGACGUUGAGAGCUAUUCUCAAUUCUGCUGGAUCUUAUGUCGCUCUUCUGCUAUCUUUUACUGAUAAAUAA
Ochlerotatus camptorhynchus is the source of this 1143-nucleotide messenger RNA. Its product is annotated as odorant receptor 82a-like. The transcript is spliced from 5 exons. Bases 1 to 1143 code for a protein of 380 amino acids. Gene Ontology annotation, cellular component: plasma membrane. Gene Ontology annotation, molecular function: olfactory receptor activity; odorant binding. The record is from RefSeq and is a predicted model, not a curated record. Gene Ontology annotation, biological process: sensory perception of smell; detection of chemical stimulus involved in sensory perception of smell. NCBI's taxonomy places the organism in Eukaryota, Metazoa, Arthropoda, Insecta, Diptera, Culicidae.